Molecule: messenger RNA, 1615 nt
Organism: Lycium ferocissimum
Lineage: Eukaryota; Viridiplantae; Streptophyta; Magnoliopsida; Solanales; Solanaceae
Product: high affinity nitrate transporter 2.7
Exons: 2
Coding region: 174-1562 (462 amino acids)
Biological process (GO): transmembrane transport
Molecular function (GO): nitrate transmembrane transporter activity
Source: RefSeq, a predicted model, not a curated record
UAAAUCAAGUUCUAAAAAAAAGUCAAUUCUUUUUUAAACUAUGUGUCCAUGUCACAUAAAUUGAAACAGAUGAGUAUGAAAGCAUUUCGGCUCACGUUUCCUUUCACUAUUAGUACUUCCCGCAAGUGUUCCAACAUCAAUUCACAUAAUAUUACUUAAUUCACUCGAUAGCCAUGGAACAAAAACAAGCACAGUCCAAAAUUGAUCACUCCCCUAAUAACUUCUCUAUAGCUGUAGAUUAUGAUCACAAAGCCACAGAAUUCCUUCCAUUUUCAUUAUCUUCACCUCACAUGCGAGCUUUCCACCUAGCAUGGCUCUCUUUAUUUUCUUGCUUCUUCUCUACUUUCGCAAUCCCUCCACUCCUCGAAGUCAUUCGUAAGGACCUCAAUCUCACCGAAACUGACAUUGGUCGAGCUGGAAUCGCCUCCUUUAUAGGUUCCAUUUUCUCGCGCCUCGCGAUGGGGCCCGCAUGUGACGUGUUUGGUCCACGUGUCGCAUCUGCCACCCUGUCCCUCAUCACUGCCCCAAUAGUCCUUUCCACUUCUCUCAUCUCCACCGCAAAAGGCUUCAUCUUAGUCCGAUUUUUAAUCGGUUUUUGCUUGGCGAAUUUCGUUGCUAGUCAGUUUUGGAUGAGCUCUAUGUUCUCAGGAUGUGUUGUUGGCCUUGCUAAUGGAUUUGCUGCUGGUUGGGCCAAUGUAGGCUCUGGCGUGACACAAUUAGCCAUGCCACUUAUGUACACUCUGUUCACAAGCUACUUCAACAUACCUUCAUUUAUUUCGUGGCGUAUAGCAUUUGUUUUCCCUGCGUUAUUUCAAGCCCUGACAGCGAUUUUGGUCCUAGUAUAUGGCCAAGACUUGCCUGAUGGGAACUACAAGCGUAAAACUACAAAUAACCAAAGUGAAAAUUUUUGCAACGUACUUUUUAACGGGCUAAAGAAUUACAGGGGAUGGAUAUUGGGUUUGACGUAUGGAUUUUGCUUCGGAGUUGAAUUAACUACGGAUAAUAUAAUAGCGGAAUAUUUUUACGAUAGAUUUCAUGUGAAUAUUGAUGUGGCAGGGGCGAUUGCUGCGUGUUUUGGGCUAGCGAAUUGUGUGUCGAGGCCUAUUGGCGGGAUUGUCUCGGAUAAAAUGGGGAAGAGAUUUGGGAUGAGAGGGAGGUUGUGGAGUUUGUGGACAGUGCAAACUGUGGCUGGAUUGAUGUGUGUGGUGCUUGGACGAGCGAAUACAAUAGGGGUGUCUGUUUUGGUUAUGGCUUGCUUUUCUCUGUUUGUUCAAGCUGCUUCAGGACUCACUUUUGGCAUUGUGCCUUUUGUCUCCAAAAGGUCACUAGGAGUGAUAUCAGGCAUGACGGGAAGUGGUGGGACUAUAGGAGCAGUGAUCACACAGCUACUGUUAUUUUCAGGUUCCGCCAAAUUCUCGACCCAAACGAGCAUAUCUAUUAUGGGCCUAAUGAUGCUUGCCUUCACUCUGCCAAUUACCCUCAUCUACUUCCCCAGGUGGGGGGGAAUGUUUUGUGGUUCUUCAAUUGAGGAAGAUGAUGAAAACUACCACCUACUAGAUUAAGACCUAGUGAUUGCUUUUAAAUGUAAUUGAGUGCUAAAGUAUGUGUAUGUAUA